CCCAUGGGCUCCAGUCAAAGGCCGCCAUUAGUACCUAAAGCUGUGAAUGAGUCCUAGUAAAUAUUUAUCUUGGAGUUGAGUCCGAGUUCAAGUUAGUCUUGACCACAGCAUACAGUAAGACAAUCACUCCUGACCCAAGCAACAGCAGUGGCAGUAAACGGGGGCUUGAAGAUGGGGAGCGUAUCACAAGCUUAUUUAGAAAGCAAAGCAGUGAAGGAGACAAGGUCUUUGAUAUCUGAGCUUUGCCGCCAGUUCUAUAACCUUGGAUGGGUCUCAGGGACGGGUGGCAGCAUCACCAUGAAGGUUCAUGAUAGCUGUAUCCCUAAGCCUCAGCAGCUCAUCCUCAUGUCCCCUUCUGGUGUUCAGAAGGAGAGAAUGGAACCAGAGGACAUGUAUAUAUUAUCGGGUGAUGGGUCUAUCAUAACUUCACCUUCUUCAAAGCCAUACCCUCAUAAGCCUCCCAAGUGUUCUGAUUGUGCUCCUCUUUUUAUGAAGGCAUAUCACAUGCGUAAUGCUGGAGCUGUUAUCCAUAGUCAUGGGAUGGAAUCUUGUCUUGUAACGAUGAUCAAUCCACUUUCAAAAGAGUUUCGUAUCACUCAUAUGGAGAUGAUAAAGGGAAUUCAAGGGCAUGGUUACUAUGAUGAACUUGUAAUCCCAAUCAUCGAGAACACAGCCUAUGAAAAUGAGCUCACGGAUUCUCUUGCCAAAGCUAUAGAAGCCUAUCCUAAAACAACUGCUGUACUUGUUCGCAAUCAUGGCAUAUAUGUAUGGGGAGACUCAUGGAUCAGUGCUAAAACUCAGGCUGAAUGUUACCAUUACCUCUUUGAUGCUGCUAUUAAACUUCAUCAACUAGGCUUAGAGUGGUCUACUCCAGAUCAUGGCCCUAUUCAGAAAGUUAAAGGAGUUUCAGGCAUCAAUGGCAGGAUAAAUGUGUCUACAAAGGCUGGGACUGUGGAUUCAAAUUAUAAACUUGACCCAUUUCCACGUUGCAUUGUGCUGGAUAUUGAAGGAACGACAACUCCUAUUUCAUUUGUAACAGAUGUUCUCUUUCCCUAUGCCCGAAACAAUGUUGGGAGGCAUUUGUCUGCAACAUAUGCUACUGCCGAAACCCAAGAUGAUAUAAAUUUGUUACGUUCUCAAGUUGAAGAUGACUUGAAGCAAGGUGUUCUUGGUGCUGUGCCUAUCCCUUUGGGGGAUGUGGGAAAAGAGGAGGUGAUUGCAGCUUUGGUUGCUAAUGUGGAAGCAAUGAUAAAAGCUGAUCGAAAAAUCACUGCCUUAAAGCAAUUGCAAGGUCACAUAUGGCGAACUGGAUUUGAGAACAAUGAGCUCGAAGGUGUAGUUUUUGAUGAUGUACCAGAAGCUCUUCAAAAGUGGCACGGUUUGGGUGUAAAGGUAUAUAUAUAUUCUAGUGGUAGCAGGUUGGCUCAAAGGCUUAUAUUUGGAAACUCCAACUUUGGCGAUUUGAGGAAGUAUUUAUCUGGAUUUUUUGACACCGCAGUGGGAAACAAAAGAGAAACACGCAGUUUUGUUGAAAUAUGUGAGUCAUUGGGAGUUGAUAAGCCAUCUGAGAUACUAUUUGUGACUGAUGUGUAUCAUGAAGCUACCGCUGCAAAAGCUGCAGGUUUGGAGGUGGCAAUCUCUGUCCGGCCAGGAAAUGGUCCUCUUCCGGAUAACCAUGGAUUCAAGACUAUCAACUCUUUCUUGGAGAUCUGAUAGAAGUUCUGUACCUCCGUAGAAAUAUCAACUGUAAUAGUUUCUACACAUAAUAAAUCACUUUUGGAUGCAAUAAAUCUUGGUUUUGUUACAACCAUUUCUCAAUCUGUUGCUGUCGAUUUUGUUUCAUAUCAUCAUUCAAGAGAGUUAUUUGCU
Molecule: messenger RNA, 1869 nt
Organism: Theobroma umbraticum
Lineage: Eukaryota; Viridiplantae; Streptophyta; Magnoliopsida; Malvales; Malvaceae
Product: haloacid dehalogenase-like hydrolase family protein
Cellular component (GO): cytoplasm
Molecular function (GO): acireductone synthase activity; magnesium ion binding
Source: RefSeq, a predicted model, not a curated record